This is a messenger RNA of Nematostella vectensis (starlet sea anemone), 11782 nucleotides long. Its product is annotated as chromodomain-helicase-DNA-binding protein 8. Gene Ontology annotation, molecular function: ATP binding; protein binding; ATP-dependent chromatin remodeler activity. The transcript has 42 exons. NCBI's taxonomy places the organism in Eukaryota, Metazoa, Cnidaria, Anthozoa, Actiniaria, Edwardsiidae. The coding region runs from base 1145 to 8905 and encodes 2586 amino acids. The record is from RefSeq and is a predicted model, not a curated record.
CAGCAUUACUUCGUUUAAUUCGUUCACUAUUUCAAUCUGCAAAUAUAUUGACGCUAACAGAGUUUUCCCAGAGGUCAUUACAAUGUCGCUAUUUUCAUCUAAAAAAAAUGGUCCCCCAAAUAAUACAUAAUAUUUUGGAUAAGUAGUUUUUGUAGCUUGUUUACAGAAUAUCUUUAGAUGAUGAGAGGUACAAUAAGAAUUGCACACAAAUCUAUAUUCCCAAAACGCCACUUAUUGGGCACGCGAUAGGUUAAACCCAACAUAAAACAAUGCAUAAAUAACUGGCAAAUUUUCCUUAUUAUUAAUCACAAACCCCACUAAUGUGACACAUGAAUCUAGUAGCGUAAAAUGAGAAUGACAACGAGCCCGCGAAGUCUUCAUUCGGAGUAGCAUUGUUAUCGCAUUGUGUAUAAAAAAGACAUAAAAAACAUAAAUCUGCGUUGUUGUCGACUUUUUCUUUUAAAGGUUUUAUAAAGAGGCGACGAAAAUUCAUUGUGUUUAUUCAAUACGCAUGAACAGUCUAACGCGUAUUUAUACUAAACCUCUCUGAUUAUUGUCGGAAGUCAAGAGUUGCAAACAAAAUUACACAGACAUAUAAUCUUUGUAUGCUAUUCAGUGUUCCACUCCAAUAGUUUUACUGUGGAAAACUGAAUGUAUUUAUGACCUUGCUUUACAUCCGGGCUCUGUGCAAAUAGCGCUCUCUGAUUGGCUAACCCGUGGCCCGUAACGUGGUCGCUCUGAAAGCAUGAUAUUCGCGAGUAGCUUUUGACUCACUCUCCGGCGAAUUCAACGAACGGGAAUUUAUAACCCGGCUAAAUUCCAACUUAGUGCUCGGAAACCUGGAUUUUGUGUAGGUUAGUUUGGUGUUUUCGUAUUCAGUCGUGUUUUAAUCACGUUGUUGACCUGGUUUGACAUCAAUUACUUCACUUGGAGCGUUCGUGUAGAGGGAAACAAAGGCAUACGCUUCACUGGCCAAGCUUACGGAUUUGGGCGCCUGUCUGUGAGAUAUAUCUCAAUAUAUGGAUCUACAAUGACGAUUUGAGGAUUGUGAAACGUGGUUUUCGCCCUGGAGCGAGUUGAAGACGUUGGAUCCCGCUUCACAGGGUCUGAGGCGUCGAAUUGUUUUGUACGGCGUGACAAAAAAAUGGCCGACCCGUUUCUGGGAAUGUUCGAAGCGGGUAGCGGGAACGUGGACGAAAUGAAUAAUCUUCAAAAUCCUCAAUUUCCAUAUGGAAACCAGAACUCACAACCAUCAGAUCGCCUUCAGCACCCGGGAUCCUUCCCGGGUUUCUCAUCGCCAAACCAAGGGCAACCCGAGUUUGGCCAAUCUCAAACGUCACCUUACUUUGACCGCUCUAGUAUGUCACAGGCGCAAGGCUUUGCCGCUAACUCACAAAAAUUACAGCAUUUCGACGAUCCUAUGCUCUCUUCAUCCCCUAGUCAGGGCUUCCAAUCGAUGCAGGGAGAAUCGCAGCAGCAAUUUGCCCAGUUAACGAGUCGUUCGAACGCACAGUUCGUAGCAAGGCCACCACAGAUGAACUGGCGCGGGCCCCAACAACCACCGACCUCUGGGUUCCCAUUCAUAGAUCAGUCGGCUCCUAACUCUGCCCUGCAGCAGCAACAGUUUAGGGGAAUGUUUGAGUAUGGUUUCCCCCGAUCGAACUCGCCCAGGCUUCAACACUUUGCCGAUCAGGGAGGAAUUAACUCUCCGAAUAUGGCGGCAGCCCAGUCACAAGCUUCGCGACUUGGCCAACAGGUCUCGUCUCCCGUGAACUCCAAUCUACGCUUCUCUACUCCUUCGCCCGAGACUAGCGCUAAACAGGACGCAUCACAGCUCAGGCAUUACCCAAAUAUGAUGGAUCUAAAUCAGCAACAGGAUUUAGGUGGACAGAACAGUGUGAUGCAACGUGGUGUUGUACCAACCUCGGGAGCGGACGCGCAAGGCAAGCCCCCUUUCCCAGCAGCUUCGAACGAGAGACCGAAUUUUCCCCAGUACUACGACAUGAAUAGAGAAAACAUGGCCAUGCAAAAGGGCUCUCCUGGGAAAAAUCCUAUGGAGCAGAUGUACAACUCGUAUGGGAAUCCUGCAAUGGGGGGAUAUAUGGGAGGCGAAGUGCCAGAUGGGAUGACCUCAAACCCUAUGGGCGGCCCACAAGGGGGCUACCCCCCUUACCAGGGAUAUGGAAUGCCAAAUCAGCAAGAUGUGGCACACUUGAAAACAUCAUCCGUCCUACUGCAGAUGCAGAAGGUCCAGCAACAGAUCCAACAAUUGCGGGAAAUGCCGCAACAGGCUCAGAACCAGGUGCAGCCGCAGAUCCAGCAGCUACAGCAUCAAUUCCAGCAGCUGUGCCAUGUUUACAUGAUGCAGCAGCAGCGCAUGCAGCAGGGGUAUCCCAUGCAGGCGCAGCAGGACCAGAUGCAGUUCAUACAGCAGCAAAAACACCAAGAUAAGGCGAAUAGGAUAGCGGUGGAGGCAAUGGCCAAGGCAGCGUUUCAGAACGAGGGGUCGUCCAUGAUGCAAAGAUUCCAGCAAAUGCAACAGCAGCAUGCGCAGGCCAUAGGCGGCAAGCCUAUGCAGGGAAAUGACCGCUCUUCAGUCAUGAUGAAGUCAGAGCCUCUCCCACUUGGGCAGUCCAUUGUUAACAAGCCAACUGCUUCUAGAACAGCAAGGCCUCCUGCCACGAUCCUUUCAAAGCCAAUACCAGCUAGAAACAGACGGGAAGACUCAGACGGAGAGCCCUCGCCUCCCUCCUCACCCGUCAGUAAUGAAGAAGACCAAGGUUCAAGCAUUACGAGGCGAUCCCUUCGUGAAAAGCGGAAAAAAAUUUACAAGGAUGACUUUGAUUACAACCUCUCUGAUGAAGAAGGGGAAAGACAUCGUCAUGCUCAAACCCUUGUACCGCCUGCACAUGAUACUGGUGGUGAGAUGGCUCCAUUACCACCGGAAGAAUACGAGGAGGUUAUGAUUGUAGAGAAGAUUCUAUCCUCGCGUCUGCGUGAUGUUGAGGCUGAGGAUGGAACAAUCACCAAAGUAGAGGAAUUCCAUGUCAAAUUUAAGAAUUACUCCUACUUGCAUGCAGAAUGGGCAACGGCAGAAAAAUUGGCGAAAGGGGACAAGAGGGUACAGAUGAAGAUUAAGCGAUACAAAGCCAAGCAGUUAAACACUGCUGCUUUCUUUUCUGAGAUGGAAGAGGACUCGUUCAAUCCUGAUUAUGUUGAGGUGGACCGGGUUCUCGACAUGUCAACUGGAAUGGACCAUAACACGGGCGAGCCAAUAACUCACUUCCUUGUAAAAUGGAGAUCCCUGCCGUAUGAAGAGAGUACUUGGGAAGUGAAAGCUGAUGUUGAAGAAUCAAAGAUCCAACAGUUCUACAAGCUGAGGGAACCACCCCCACUACCCCAGCGACAGUUCCGACCCCGCCCAUACCCACAUGAGUGGCACAAGCUUGAGACAUCCCCUGUGUACAAAGAUGAGAAUACUCUGCGCGAGUACCAGCUAGAAGGUGUCAACUGGCUGAUGUUCUGUUGGUGUAACAGGCAAAAUUCAAUCCUCGCAGAUGAAAUGGGUCUUGGGAAAACUAUCCAGAGUAUUGCAUUCCUAUUUGAAAUGCAGCGUUAUGGCAUCAGAGGGCCUAAUCUGGUAAUAGCCCCCCUAUCUACGAUCUCUAAUUGGCAGCGCGAGUUUGAGUCUUGGAAUGACAUCAAUGCUGUCGUCUACCAUGGAAGUGCAUCGAGCAGACACCUUAUUCAGGAGUACGAGUUUUACUACAGGGAUGAGCAUGGCCAGCCUAUUCCAAACAUCUUCAAAUUCCAAGUGUUGAUCACAACCUAUGAAAUCAUCAUUGCCGACAACAUGCAGUUGAGUACUGUCCCCUGGAGAGCUGUGAUCAUUGAUGAGGCUCAUCGCCUAAAAAACAGGAACUGUAAGCUGCUAGAAGGACUGAACAACCUACAAAUGGAACACAGAAUUCUCUUGACAGGAACACCUCUGCAGAAUAAUGUGGAGGAGCUGUUCAGUUUGCUGAAUUUUCUAGAGCCCUCGCAGUUCCCAUCACAAGGUGCUUUCCUGAUGGAAUUUGGUGACCUGAAGACUGAGAGCCAAGUAGACAAGCUGAAGCAGCUGCUGAAACCAAUGAUGCUUCGACGACUGAAGGAAGAUGUGGAGAAGAACAUUGCUCCCAAAGAAGAAACAAUUAUUGAGGUUGAGCUCACUACAGUGCAGAAGAAGUUCUACCGUGCCAUCCUAGAAAGAAACUUUGCAUUCCUGGCCAAGGGAACAUCGUCCACCGCCAAUGUCCCAAACCUGAUGAACACCAUGAUGGAACUACGGAAAUGCUGUAAUCAUCCAUUUCUCAUCACUGGUGCCGAGGAGAAGAUCCUACAAGAGUAUGGACGAGAACAUGUGGAUAGACACACCCAUGCGAUGAUUGAAGCAUCAGGGAAACUAGUGCUGAUUCACAAGCUGCUGCCCAAGCUGAAACUGGGUGGGCAUAAGGUGCUGGUGUUCUCUCAGAUGGUGCGCUGCCUGGACAUAUUAGAAGAUUACCUGGUCCACAUGAAGUACCCAUAUGAGAGAAUCGAUGGGCGGGUGCGUGGCAACCUUCGACAGGCCGCCAUUGACAGGUUCUCCAAGCCAGACUCUGACCGCUUUGUCUUCCUGCUCUGCACAAGAGCAGGAGGUCUUGGCAUCAACUUGACAGCUGCCGACACUGUCAUCAUCUUUGACUCAGAUUGGAAUCCUCAGAACGACUUGCAGGCCCAGGCAAGGUGCCAUCGUAUUGGUCAGUCCAGGUCGGUCAAGGUAUACCGCCUGAUUACCAGGAAUUCCUACGAGAGGGAGAUGUUUGAUCGAGCUAGCAUGAAGCUGGGUUUGGACAAGGCUGUACUUCAAUCCAUGAACACCAAGGAAAAUGCAGGCAACAAUGGUCAGAUGUCCAAGCGUGAGAUUGAGGACUUGCUGAAGCGGGGGGCAUAUGGAGCGAUCAUGGAAGAAGACAAUGAUGAUGCCUCCAAGUUCUGUGAAGAAGACAUUGAUCAGAUUUUGGAGAGGAGAACACAGGUGAUUCAAGUGGAGUCAGAAGGCAAAGGAUCAACAUUUGCUAAGGCAAGUUUUGUAUCGGCUAAAGGUGAUGAUGAUAUUGAUGUUGAUGAUCCUGACUUCUGGGAGAAGUGGGCAAAGAAAGCAGACCUGGAUGUAGACUACCUCAACAACAAGGAUGAGAGAAUCCUUGAUGCACCUCGACAACGCAAGCAGACAAGGCGUUAUGGUAAUGAGGAUGGGGAUUUUGAAUUGUCUGACAUUGAGAUGGAUGAAGAAGACGUCAAGGUGCCUCAUCGGUCAUCCUGGACACGUGUGGAAUGCUUCAGGGUGGAGAAGAACUUGCUCAUCUAUGGCUGGGGCCGAUUCAAGGAGAUUCUUACACAUGGCCGAUUCAAGACCAAGAUUGGUGAACGGGACGUGGAGUCCAUCUCUCGUACCAUCCUUGUCUACUGCCUAAGCCAUUACCAUGGUGACGACAAGGUCAAGUCCUUUAUUCGUGACAUCAUCAAGGCCUCAGUCCUUAGAGACAGGAUAUCACACGACGAUCGAGAUUCAACCUACUCACCCAUUCCCACCCCCACCAAGGGUAGAGGGCGUGGCAAAAGGGGUAAGGGUGCACCAAAGAAGUCCAACAAGAGCGCUGUGGCAUUACUGGAGGUUGGUCAGGACUGGAAGACAAUCGACCCUGAGUCUAUUGUAUUGGACAAUGGGUACAAGAAACAUCUCCAGCAUCACUGCAAUAAGAUCUUACUGAGAGUGAGACUGCUGUACUACCUCAAGACUGAGGUGAUUGGUAACUUGGCACUUCAGAUCCGUGAGGGCAAAUGCAGAGCCAGUGACCUAGACAUUGCGAUAUACAGCCCAGAAGGAGACCCUCCCUGCGACUGGUGGGAUGUGGACGCUGAUAAAUCCCUGCUUGUUGGUGUCUUCAAGCAUGGGUAUGAGCGGUAUAACCUUAUCAGGGCGGAUCCUACCUUGUGCUUCCUCUCCCGGGUUGGCCUGGCCAACAGAAAUGCUGCUGAUGCUGCUGACAAUUCGGUGAACGACGGGGAUGAUAGAGAUGAUGAUGAUAACGAUGCCGACCCCGACUACCAUCAGCCCAACCCUAAAGAUGAGGAUGACUUAGAUGAUGAAGAAGACAAGGACACUGUCUCCGCCAUUUCCUCGCCAGGAACCCCAAGGAAACUUGACAAAGGAUCUGAUGGUGGUGACAACAGCUCGUCUGGCUUAAGGUGGCCUGGAGCUUCAGAUCUUAACACAAGACUCAGGAGGCUUAUCAACGGCUACCAGAGAGUGUACAAGAAACAGGAGCUCAAAAAAGCUGCUCAAGAAAAGGAACGUGAGAGGAAGGAGAGGUUUGAAGAGGCCAUUCGACAGAAGGAGCAAAAGAAACUAGAAAUGGCGCAGAAGUGGUCCAAGCGGGAAGAAGUUGACUUUUACAGAACAGUGUCUACAUUUGGUGUAGAGUUUGAUGAGAAGGAAGGCCGUUAUGACUGGUCACGAUUCAGGAGGCAAGCUCGCCUUGACAAGAAGAACGACGAGCGCCUCGAGCAGUACCUGCAUGACUUCAUGGCAAUGUGCAGACGAGUGUGUGGCAGACCCAGAGACGAUGAAGGGGAUAGAGGACUUAACGUUGAGCCGAUCUCAGAGGAAAGAGCAAAUCGAUGUCUGUACAGAAUACAACUUCUAAACAAGAUCCGAGAAGAGGUGCUGCAGCACAAAGACCUUGACGAGCGGCUCAAGCUGUGCCAGCCUUCCUCCGACUUCCCUGAUUGGUGGAUAUGUGGCGUACACGACAAGGACUUGCUGAGAGGCGUGUCCAAACACGGUCUCGUGCGCACGGAUUACCACGUGUUGAAUGACCCGGAGCUGUGCUUUGCUGAGAUCCUCACCAAACUCGCCGCCUCGCAGCCUCCUAAACCGCCCACGGAGAGCCCUCAGGUGUAUGACGAGGAUGGUAAUCCAUCUACUGCAGUCAAGUCUGAACCCAACCCCUCCCUAGACGAGUUCCCUGCCCCAAAAUCAGCAGAAAAAGCUCCCUCUGAUACAGACUGUCAGGCUAAGCCCUCUAUUCUUAGCAACAUCCUGGCGUCUAACGACACAACGUCAGGGAAUGGACUUGGGUAUCCUCAACCCAAGUCGUCUGAGAAUGGCAACCACAACGAGUCGAGUAAUCCUCCAGAACCACGCAGCGAGCCUAAACCUGAGGUGGACGCUGACAGGUACAGCCAGGAGUCUGGGUCAAUAUCCAUGGGUAUGAUUGAGGAGGACUCCCAAAUGAGCGGGACCCUGGAAGGCCAGGGUUCCACGUACGGCGAGCCUACACUUAUCUCGGUCAAGUGGCCAAAGGACCGCAUCGUGAUGCAACGCCUGGACGCCGUAUGCCACUGUGUGCUCAAGAAGGAGUGGCCUGCUAGCAGCAAGAUCGAGGCCGUCCUGCCAAACAUGUCCGCCCUAUCCCCGUCUGCCGGGUACUCUAACCUGGACUUGGACAUGAACAUACUCAACCCGGGCGUGGGGAUGGACGACCCGGACGACCCUUCCAAGCCAUUCAAGGUUCAGAGGCUGGAUGGUCUCAAGAUCUCGCUCAAGAAAAAAAGGCGAAAGAAGAAGGAAAGCUUACUCGAAGGUGACCAAGAUAGUUUGGAAGAUUGCGAUAGUCCACCUGUUCCCAGGAAACCCCGCAAGCCUAAAGACGUCACGGGCCACUGGCCACCACACGGCCUCGACAUGGAUCUACCAAUCACAGACCAGAUCCCGGCUAACUUUGACCCCACCCUCAGCGAAAAACCACCCAAGAAACGGCGCAGGAGAAAGGAGGACAAGGGAGAGAAGGGCGAGAAGCCUGAGAAACCUCCUACUGGCAAGAAGCGGGGGCGCAAGCCUAAAACCGCGAAGCUCGGAUCUGCGGGCCAGCCGGGAGACUCCGGGGGUACCCCUCACGGGGAGUCUAUGGGGUAUGACUGGACGGGCCAGCCCCUCCCCCCACGGAUCAGAGGAAAUGGGGAGGCAGUUGUACCGGGGCUGCCACCGCCCUUAACCUCGCCCGUACGGGACGAGCGCGGUCUAAUGUCUCAGCCGUUACCUCACAAUAAGAUGUCCUCUGACAAACUCAUCGCUGUAAUAGACAGAGAGACGGGACGAAAGUUGUCAGGAAAUGGCGCCCCAACUCUGAAAAGCCUCGCAGAAUGGCUCGAGCGAAAUCGCGCGUACGAUGUUGCAGAGGAGAGUGCAAAGCUUGUCUUAGAAGAGGGCAAUCUUCCCUCAAAUCUCUUGACUCGUGUACCAAAAUCACCAAGACCAAAACAGACCACUCCCUCCUCGGCCAAUCCUUCCUCUGCGCAUCACUUCUUCAGCUAUGUCAAAACGAACAACACUGGCCCUUCAUUUAAGCCUGCCCCGUCUGACGAGGACUCCGACUCGUCCUCCCAGUCCACCCCCUCCCCUCCACCACCACCGCCCAGCUGGAAAGGGGGCUACCCCUACGACAGCAGGCACAUGGGGGCGGGGUACCCCCACGCGUCCAUGCCUUAUGGAGCCUACGGCGGGAUGCCUUACGUAAACCCGUACAUGCCGAACAACGGGCAAGCGAGCAAGUCUCCCGGCGUCACCAACCCCCAAGGGAUGUCGCCGUUCAUGUUUGGUAACGCAUUCGCUUCCAUGUUCGGUACCCAAGGGGGGUCCCCCGGGGCCUACCCAGGCUACCCCUACAUGGGGAUGAAUAACGGCGGGACGGGCUACGGCAAGGAUACCGAGGAGGGUGGUCAUAGCCCAAGCGUGUCCCCUGAAGCACCCAGCAAGGUAAAAAAGCCGGUAGACGAUGCAAAUAGUGGGAGCAAGAGCCCGAAGAGCAUACCUACAUAAAACGAUAGAAUUUAGCUGAUUUGUGGUGUUUUGAAUUAAGGAUAUUGAGUUAUUAUUGCGCGUAUCUAGAGUAGUAUUUAGUGUAGAAUUGAGUCGGGGAUUUCAGUAGCGUAUAGAGUAAAGUCUGUCCAAUAGUCUGUCUGUCUUUCUAGAUUUAGUUUUCUGUUGAAUGUUCUGUUUUAUGAUUAGAACUCAAUGCAUUUCCGGCUUUCAGCGGUUCCGGGACCCCUGUAAAACAACCCCUCGAGGUUGUCUCUAUGAGGCACCUAUAUGAAAUGACCCUCGCAUACCGGGCACUCCGAUUCUUUUUGUAAUAUACCAGAUUAUUAAGUUUCGGAGCCUGCUAGGGUAAAAACGCGGUCACAACCCCAAAUUUCAAAGAAUUUGUCUUGGAAUUCUCAUUGUCAAGGUUGUACCGAUAAUAUUUUUACUAAUGUGACUUUUGUAUAUAUUCUACAAUCUUGUACCAAGCCGUUUGCUUGAAAAUAUUCUUCUUUGUACAGAUAAUCUCGCAGCAUUUAUCGAAAAAUGAAACGAAUGCUUUUUGUUCGGAAUUUCACAUUUCUCGCCCCACGCUGGGAAAUAUAUGGAAUGUUCCCUAAUUUUUGAAUUGGAAAAUCGAAUUGAAAAUAUUAUGCACAGCUAGGUCUAUUUAAUUUUCUAUGAAUAGGAAUUCUUGGAAUUGCGUCUUUUCUUCAGCUCAUACCUGAAAUCGAGGCACAGCUCGUCGCACUUGACCAGAACCGGAAACAGGUGGUUCUUGGAAAGGUUGGGACGUAUGGGUCUCUGACUACUAGCUGCUAUUUUGUCUUAGGCGUUACACAUUCAUACUUUGCUUCUAAGAAAACAAAAUCAAACUCCUGAGAUACUUAUUUUCGGAAAACAAACUAAUAUAUGUCGUCCAGGAUCUAUUUAUUUUGUAUAAAUUUCAACUUUGGGGAUAAACUUUAUAUGCUACUGUAACUGACAAGCCAUACGGGCAAGUACAGAAUGUACUAGGAAAAAAGGGUUUAUGAAAUAUAUUUAUUGGUAAAAGAUACAAAACUACUCUAUACGAGGAAGUUGUAAAAGACCUCGAUAGUUUUAAAUGUUUGCCAAAGUGUAGAGAGAAAUCAGAAGCAAUUUAUUAUCUUUGCCAUGUGUGGAAAGAAGUCUGCCAAAAUAACAAAAUUGUUACCGACGUAAAUAGUUCUGGGCUAACCGAAACGUUCUUAUUCGCUCAAGUAAAAGUGAAGGAUUCAGCGUUUUGUUUUCCCCAUGAUCGGUAGAAGAACACGCCCUGGUAUUUGGGUCGGUGAUAAGUUAAUGGCUUGGGUACAGUCAUACCAUAAGGCUAAGCUAUGAUGUGGUUUUAGGGAAGAUUUACGAAAUAACUAAUAUCGGGUGCCACCCAGCAUCCUUCGCGCACUUUCAUCCUUCCCAUGUGGUAUCAUCUGCUUCUACAUGGUUGGUAGCCAGUGUAGCUUGGCUUUCGGAGCGAAACCCUGAGUCACGCGUCACGCAUUCCCCUAGAGAUCUAGACUCGAAACAACAAGUAAGAGCUUGCUUUAGACUACACCUGUAGAAGUGUCGCGCUUGGCGUCUUAAAGACCCCCAGUCAGCCGGUGCUCAGUAGCUACUUGGUUGAGCACGUGUUCCUAAGCAUCCUAUCUAUAAGUUCAUUGACAAUAUGUGCGAUUGACCGAGCAAGCUGACCUUGUGAAUAGUGUUACAAUAUAGGUAAGAAUAGGAAAUAUAAAUGAAAUGGCCGACUGAGGGUCUUAAAGUCUUUCCUAACCUAGUUUUAUCAUGAUCGAUGUUUACAAGGGUUGAGAUUAAAACCAAAUCCGUAUCUGUAAAUAUAAUUUGUGCCCCAAGCACUGAUUCGUUGGGUUCUAAGCAUGAUUCUUCUAAGAGUGUUCUCUAGUCCAUGUGCACACCUAAAGUAAAGCAAUAAUAAGUAACAAUGUAUUCAUGCACGUAUUUAGUGGCACUGUAAUGUGAAAUAUAGUUUGCUAGCUAGGAAGAGAAGAUUAUUCAUAUAGUGCUAACAUGUGGCGCUGAUGGUGUAUCAUCUUGUAAGCUUUAGUGCGGGCACGGUGAACACUACCGUGGAUUUGGCGUUUGUUUGUCGGUUGUACAAUCAGUGCCGUGCGACCAGGGCGGGUGGUUUUCAAGGAAACCUUUCCCCGUGAUUUUAACCUCGCCUCGACUGAGGUUGAAAAAUGCGAGAUCAUCCAAAGAAGGACGUGGUCACAGUGUGCGCACUAGAUACGUUGGUUUCUUCUAUACUAGGACGCAGUCAUAAGAGCAAUCAAAGAAGAACCAGUUGAACGUAAACGUAAGGAAUUAUUCUGUUGCGUUUUCUUGCGCUUGGGUUCAAGUGAGAAUAGAAAUACUUGUGUUGAGUAUGGGUCCUAGUAAAACCAACAAAGCUAAAUUUUUUUAGCUUACAAAAGUGUACCAUCAAAAAUAGUUCCACCAUGUUGCAAUCACAUAUUCAUGCUUUAGCAUAUAUCACCUUUUUGUGUUGAAUUCCCUUAUUGAUUUUAAUGUGAUUCCAAAUAAUCUGUCUAUUCUUGGGUGGUUCUCUAAUCUCGUCCUCUCGUAGAGCCACCUGAAUGGCCUGGUCUGCAAUGUCUUGUAAUCGACUAUAUAUUACCAACUGCAAAAAUUUUCACGUGUAAUUCCUUUAACGAGCAGAAUUGUUGUUGUCGAACUUCUUGAAAAUAAUGGCAGUUGAUCUGUGAUCUUUCUAGUUUUCUGUUAAGCCCUAUGGAACUAUGGAUAAUUUUGAUAACUAGUAUAUUUAAUCAAACUGUAUUUAUUAUUGCUAUUAUUAAUUUCAAAGCAAUCUUUUUACAUAUAUUUUUAAAUAAAUCUUCCUCGUCACUGCAA